CCCGCCGCCAGCCUUGUCGCCUUGUAGUGGAGAGGCUGACUCCCACUCGCAAAUUCUGGAAGGUUCUCGGGCUCCACUAGGGAGGCAACCACAGUAUUCCUAGUCGCUGAUUUCAGGUCCCUGCCGAGUGGAGCCGCCGCCGCCAUGUUUGGCUGCUUGGUGGCGGGGAGGCUGGUGCAAACAGCUGCACAGCAAGUGGCAGAGGAUAAAUUUGUUUUUGACUUGCCUGAUUAUGAAAAUAUCAACCAUGUUGUGGUUUUUAUGCUGGGAACAAUCCCGUUUCCUGAGGGAAUGGGAGGAUCUGUCUACUUUUCCUAUCCUGAUUCAAAUGGAAUGCCAGUAUGGCAACUCCUAGGAUUUGUCACAAAUGGGAAACCAAGUGCCAUCUUCAAAAUUUCAGGUCUUAAAUCUGGAGAAGGAAGCCAACACCCUUUCGGAGCUAUGAAUAUUGUCCGAACUCCAUCCGUUGCUCAGAUUGGAAUUUCAGUGGAAUUACUGGACAGUCUGGCUCAGCAGACUCCGGUAGGCAGUGCUGCUGUAUCUUCAGUUGACUCUUUCACCCAGUUCACACAAAAGAUGCUGGACAACUUCUACAAUUUUGCUUCAUCAUUUGCUGUCUCUCAGGCCCAGAUGACACCAAGUCCAUCUGAAAUGUUCAUUCCAGCAAAUGUGGUUCUGAAGUGGUAUGAAAAUUUUCAAAGACGACUAGCACAAAACCCUCUCUUUUGGAAAACAUAAUUCGAAUAAAAUAAUUUUUAAUGGA
This is a messenger RNA of Chinchilla lanigera (long-tailed chinchilla), 763 nucleotides long. RefSeq names its product chromosome unknown open reading frame, human C11orf73 (gene Hikeshi). Lineage: Eukaryota; Metazoa; Chordata; Mammalia; Rodentia; Chinchillidae. Gene Ontology annotation, cellular component: cytosol; nucleus. Gene Ontology annotation, molecular function: Hsp70 protein binding; nuclear import signal receptor activity. The transcript is spliced from 5 exons. Bases 145 to 738 code for a protein of 197 amino acids. The record is from RefSeq and is a predicted model, not a curated record. Gene Ontology annotation, biological process: protein import into nucleus.